Hyposmocoma kahamanoa is the source of this 3503-nucleotide messenger RNA. RefSeq names its product eukaryotic translation initiation factor 3 subunit C (gene eIF3c). Gene Ontology annotation, cellular component: eukaryotic translation initiation factor 3 complex. Gene Ontology annotation, biological process: translational initiation. Gene Ontology annotation, molecular function: translation initiation factor activity; translation initiation factor binding; RNA binding. Lineage: Eukaryota; Metazoa; Arthropoda; Insecta; Lepidoptera; Cosmopterigidae. The transcript has 7 exons. The record is from RefSeq and is a predicted model, not a curated record. Bases 108 to 2753 code for a protein of 881 amino acids.
CGCACUUUGGAAGAAAAAUUCAUGAAUUUAUCACUUAUUCUCAGUAUUCAGAAGGAAUCCACACAUUUAAUUUUUAAUAAAAGGUAAUUUAGUGUGACGAAGUAAUCAUGAGUCGAUUUUUUGCAACUGGUACAGACUCUGAGUCGGAAAGUUCGAGCGAAGAAGAGCAGGUAGUGCGCCCAGCAGCGCCUGUUUACACUUUCAGUGAUGAUGAAGAAGAAACAAAGCGUGUAGUCCGUUCCACAAAGGAAAAACGAUAUGAAGAGCUUGAGGGUAUCAUUCACUCACUCCGAAAUCACCGCAAGAUCAAAGAUUUUUCAUCUGCAUUGGCAUCUUUUGAGGAUCUGCAAAAAGCAUACACUAGGGCUGCACCAGUUGUACAAAAAGAAGAGAGUGGAAUAGCACCACGGUUCUUUGUAAGGGCUCUGGUAGAGUUGGAUGAUUGGGUCUCCGGGGCAUGGACCGACCGUGACAGCAGAAAGACAUUAUCUAAAGGAAAUAGCAAAGCACUUACUUCAUUGAGACAAAAACUAAGAAAGUAUACUAAAGAGUUUGAAGCUGAGGUUUCUAAGUUCCGUGAAAAUCCAGAUUUACCCGAUGAUGAUGAUGAGAAGAAAGAUACCUCAUCAUCAGAUGAGUCAGAAGAUGAAGACAAAAUUAAGGAGAAGCCACGAGUGCGCCGCUCACCAGAGCCACCCCGCCGCCCUCCACCGCAAGAAGACGAAUCUUCUGACUCCAUGGAUUGGGGUUCUAGCUCCUCUGACUCUAGCUCUAGCUCUGAUGAUGAAACGCCUGGAGUCACCAACUUGCGUGAGCGGUUCUUGAAGAGACCCACAGAAAAAGAGGAAGAUGAAGAAAAAGCAGACCGGAGACGUGCCAGGAAGGCUGAGCGCCGCGAGAGAGCUGGUAAAAUCAGCAAGAAAGACCAGGCUGAUGAUGGUGGAGAAUGGGAGACUGUUAGGAAAGGUGCUGCAACUUCUGAUAAGCCUAAGAUGUUUGCUAAGGACAGUGACAUUGAUGCUGCUCUUGUAGUGAAAAAAUUGGGCGAGAUCAGCGCCGCCCGAGGCCGCAAGCGCACCGACCGUCGUGCGCAACUUGAACUCCUUCACGAAUUGCGUACGGUCGCCCAACAACACAAUUUGGGCGAUGCUCUACAGCUGAAACUUCGCGCCGCAACAGUCGCUGCACUUUUUGAUUACAACCCGAAAGUAUCGGACGCCAUGAAGCCUGAAUACUGGUCUAGAUUAGUUGAAAACGUCGACCACAUGGUGACAAUCCUUUUAGCUAAUGAAGAUAUGAUGCUAAGCGAGACUAUUACUGAAGAAAAUGAGCAGCUUGUUACUCCCCCUUAUCGCGUACGCGGGUGCGUGCUGACUGCGUUGGAACGCCUCGAUGAUGAAUUCACCAAGUUGCUGAAGGAGUGUGAUCCUCAUUCUAAUGAAUACGUGGAAAGGUUGAAAGAUGAAGUGCGCGUUUCCGCUUUGAUUGACCGAGUGUGCCAAGUCGUCGAGCGAGAUGGGUCUCCGCAAGAAAUUUGCCGCGCUUAUUUGCGCAAGAUUGAUCAUUUAUAUUACAAAUUUGACCCGCGCGCCGUGCGCAAAGAUCUUCCACCUGGUGAAGAGACCAGCAUUAAGAAAAUGGAACGUCUCUGCAAAUACGUUUACGCUCAUGAUGAAACUGAUCGUCUUAGAACUCGUGCUAUUCUGUCACACAUUUAUCACCACGCUCUGCACGACAACUGGUUCCAGGCACGCGAUCUGCUCCUGAUGUCGCAUUUGCAGGAGACAGUCCAACAUUCUGAUCCCAGCACACAGAUUUUAUACAAUCGUACUAUGGCUAAUUUAGGUUUGUGCGCUUUCCGCCGCGGUAACGUAAAAGAAGCUCACGGCUGCUUAGCUGAGCUGAUGAUGACUGGCAAGCCUAAAGAAUUGCUUGCACAGGGUUUACUUCCUCAAAGACAACACGAGCGUUCAAAAGAGCAAGAAAAAAUAGAAAAGCAACGCCAAAUGCCGUUCCACAUGCACAUUAACUUAGAAUUGCUGGAGUGUGUGUACUUGGUAUCAGCGAUGUUGAUUGAAAUUCCUUAUAUGGCUGCGCAUGAGUUCGACGCACGACGGCGUAUGAUCAGUAAGACUUUCUACCAGAAUUUGCGCGCAAGUGAGCGGCAGGCGUUAGUGGGCCCGCCAGAGUCUAUGCGCGAACACGCCGUGGCUGCUGCGAGGGCGAUGCGUCGUGGCGACUGGCGUGCCUGCCUCAACUUUAUUGUUAAUGAGAAGAUGAAUGCUAAGGUAUGGGACCUUAUGGUGGGCGCAGACAACGUAAGGGCGAUGCUAGGGCGUUUGAUCCGUGAAGAAUCACUGCGUACAUACUUGUUCACCUAUGCACACGUCUACGCUUCUCUAUCACUGCGCUCACUGGCUGAUAUGUUUGAGCUACCGAGACAACGUGUGCAUUCACUCGUCUCCAAAAUGAUAAUCAAUGAGGAAUUAUUAGCUUCACUUGAUGAUCCUAGUGAAUGUGCUAUUUUGCAUCGUUCUGAACCUACUAGGAUGCAAGCACUGGCGCUUCAGCUUGCUGAUAAGGUUGGCAAUUUAGUAGACUCGAACGAACGUAUUUUCGAGAAGCAAGGUUCAUUCUUCCAGAGAGGCGGAGCUGGACGAGGCGAAGGCAGGCAGCGUGAACGCCCUCGCGAGGGUUGGAACCGCCGUCAGCGUAACCGACGUCGUGAUGACGAGCGUUCCCAUGAUGAUUAGGGGUUAAGUUUUUAUCAGCACGCUUCAGCAAUGCGCCUGUACUAAAUAACAUCGAAUCCAUAAUUCAUCACAACGAUUGCACACAAAUUUUGAACUCGUGAACUUCGGGAGGGUCUGACUUAGUAAUAUGUAACUAAGCUUCACGCGUAAAGUUCUUUCCAUAUCCGACCCUAGGUCGAGUUAUGCGUUAUGGUUGGAUAAUUGAGCCACAUAGCGAAAAAGCCUAGGUUUGCAAAAGAUAAUGUAAUAGUUGGUCGUACAUUGCUUUGACAUUUUUUAUUAGGUCUCGACUAAUAAAAAAUAUCAAAUAAUAUAAUCUAAAUAUCAAAUAAAGAUAAUCGUGGUACUGAAGCGUGUUGGCAAAAGCAACCCAAAAACACUUAAUAAUCUGUGAAACUACACGGUUAUUGCACGGCGUAUAAAUACUACAAUAAAAAUGGAACUUCAAAAAUUUGCAUAUUUACUUUAAUAUGCCACAGCCAGUGGUCCAAUGCGAAAUCCUAGUGUAGUUCAUCUAAGUCUUGAAAGAAAUUAGUAACAACCAGUUCCAUUAAACGUAUUUACGGUACGAUUCUCGUAUGAAAUAUUUCAUAAUUGAAAACUCGAAAUAUCAAAAUGAUUUUUCAAUAGCCCAAUUUUCUAAGGUUUCUCACUAUAGAAUCAAAAACCUCAUUUAUUUUACGCCGAGUAGAACUAAUUAUUCUUUUUAUUUUAUUGAUCAGUAUAAAGAAUAUGUUUAAUAAAAAAGUC